UCAGCUUUCCAAUAAGACAUCCUCAAACAUUUUUAGUAUGUUACGGUCUCUCAAAUUCUUAGACCUGUCAUCAAAUGGAAUAACUACAUUGUUUGUAUCAACCUUUGAUUUUCUUAUACAUUCGGAACAAUUAGAUCUUCGACACAACAACAUUGAAAGUUUCGACAUAAGUUUAAACACAUUGUCAACUAUAUUUUAUUUAAAUACUGCAUUUAACACUAUUCAAACACUGAGUAGACAAAUACAAAUUCAGCUUGAAAACAAAGAGAACUUUUAAUCGACUUAAGAAACAAUCCAUUAAACUACGGUUGUCAAAAUCAAGCAUUUAUUCAGUGGUUGAUACGAUGCAGAGACAACAUGGCAGAUUUCCAAUACUAUCAGUUCUUUAAUGACAAGACAGGACAGAUGUUUACAACAGAUGUCCUCGACGAUAUAAGCCAUCUAAAAUACAGGUAUUAUUCAUAUACUUUUAUCAUAAUAACAUGUGUAAUAGUGCUGGCGCUUUUUAUGUCCAUCGUCAUCGGUGGAUUUGUUUACAAAAACCGCUGGAAACUUAGGUAUUUAAUGUAUAGGACUAGGAACACGUUUUUUGGACACCGCAACUCGGCAUACUACACUGUUAUACAAAACUAUCAAUUCGAUGCAUUCAUAUCGUAUGAAGAAGACAAUACGAGAUUCAUACUUGAUGAUGUGAUUCCUCGUCUGGAGACGGAGAAUGUGUCACUUUGUCUUCAUCAAAGAGACUUCCUCCCUGGCAAUGAAAUCUCAGACAACAUAAUUCACGCCAUCCAGAGCAGCAGAAAGACGGUUGUCAUAUUGUCAAAUGCCUUUCUGAAGAGCAAGUGGUGCAUGUACGAAUUCAACAUGGGGCGAAUGGAGAGCAUAUAUUCUAGAGGCGAGGAAAUUUCGCUUGUUAUUGUGAUGCUGGAAACUGUACCUAACAGCGCUAUGCCGUUGGAAAUGGUACGAUGGAUUCAAGACAAUAAUUAUAUUGAAUACACUACCGAUCACGAGGGGAACGCUCUUUUCGAGGACAAACAGACGUGUGAUAACAUCGUAAAUCGAACAUGCUAAAUGUUAUCCUUAGUAUCUCUUUGUUUACUUUCUCCUCAGCAAUUUAAAUGAGUGUCGAUGUUUUAUCAUUAACAGCCUUGUGUAAGGUUAAUACUUUCUUGUAUGUUUUAUAUGAGGUCAAACAUGACCUAUUCCACUAUAAAUUCGCCCAUAAUAGUAGCAAUGUUGGUAAACAUUUGUUCAAGGGUGAGAUCGCCACGUCCUGUGUGUGUAGCUCAAUAGACAUUUCCAGAAAUGUCAUUUAUCUGUUGUAUUUCCAGCCACUUAGAUAUCACGUGUUUAGCGGUUUAACCAUGUUAUACAAAAGGUCAUUUGUUUGUAACACAUGGUUAUUGUUACGAUUGGCGAUAAUUAUCUAUGUUUCGUCAAACAAAAGCUGGUUAAUAGUUAAAAUCAAUAUUAAAUAAGUAUUUGUAUUUAAUUAUUUGAGUAUAUUAUUCGAUAGUCUUUUUAUAUGUUUAUUGGGAAAACACUUAAAGUCAUUAACAUAAUUUGCAAUAUCCGAUUUAUUAUCAAUAAAACUUUAAAAGCGAACUAGAUCUUUCGAAUCUUUAUGUAAAAUACGAAAUCAUACGAAUUAUUUAUUCUUGAAAGUAUAUUUUUAUUUGAA
Dreissena polymorpha is the source of this 1684-nucleotide messenger RNA. RefSeq names its product toll-like receptor 4. Gene Ontology annotation, biological process: immune response; toll-like receptor signaling pathway. The transcript has a single exon. Lineage: Eukaryota; Metazoa; Mollusca; Bivalvia; Myida; Dreissenidae. Bases 358 to 1074 code for a protein of 238 amino acids. Gene Ontology annotation, cellular component: membrane. Gene Ontology annotation, molecular function: transmembrane signaling receptor activity. The record is from RefSeq and is a predicted model, not a curated record.